CGCGCCCCCCAACCACCUUUCGACCCAUCGUUCUCUCGAGCUUAGCACACUACCAAUUUCUCAUCCUCGACCGCAAAGGAUAGCCACCAUCUCACAUCCACUUUCAAUCGUAUAAGUCACGAGUAUCAGGAUAUCAUCCACGCGAAUCGCCGACAUCAUCCGUCGCAUUCGUCAUGAAUAAAAAUUGGAAUGACAGAGCCGACAAGGAUCUGUUCUUUACCAUCCUGUCUGUGAAGAACAUUGGCGUCAUCAGCGGUUCGGAAUGGACGACCAUCGGCAACCACAUGCGCACACUGGGUUACGGCUUCACCAAUGAAGGCUGUAGCUUUCUCAUCUUCUCAUUCUGGAUCCGUCUCCUUUGCUCCAUUUCCAUACAGAAACUAACGAAAUACAGACAACACUUUCAGGGCCUUCGUCGUGCCCAGCACAAGAGUGAGACAAAUGGAGGGAGCCCUGACAACCCUCGCAAGGUCGACCCAACAACAAAUCCAAUCACUCGUCGUCCGGGCCCGGGUCGUGGGAGGCCCAAGAAGCAGCCUCAGCAAGCCGCGCAGAUGGCCAUCGCCGUCUUGUCUGAGCAAAACGGUGAAGCCAGCCAGCCUAGCCAACUUAGUCAAAUUGGCCCCGAUCAAGAAGUUCAAGCUGGUCAACCUCAACCUGUUAUUCAGCCCGACCUUCAAACCGAUAUAACCGAUCUUCAGUCAAGUCUUCAUCAGUCCGAUUUCCAGCCCAGUCCUCAGCCCGAUCUUCAGCACAACCACCAGCCCGACCUCCAACACAAUCACCAGUCCGACCUUCAGCACACUCACCAACCCGACCUUCCGCAUGACCUUCCGCAUGACCUUCAGCACGACCCCCAGCCCGAGCACCAGCCCACUCAUGAGGAGUCUAUCCAGGAUGACCACACCCACUUGGAAGCAUCCAUCCUGCCUGACAGUCUCAUGUCGGAGUCUCUGGACCUUCCCCUUAAAGACGACGCUCUCGACUUGUCUCUCAAAGACGACAACGAUGACGAACAAGACGGCCCCGAUGCCAAGAGAAUCAAGCUCGACAACCCUGCUCAUGACCAUGACCAUUCUCUCGUCGAUGACGAAGCUGUGUUAGCUUUGGCCGCGCACAGCGAACCCCCUUCUGAUGGCUACAACUCCGAGUAUCCCACAGCCGGCUUGACCGGUUCAGACCCGCACACUUCCUUCUUUGGUCCUGAGACAUGAGAGUAGCGAUCAACCCGCUUGAAAGCUCAUGAGGCCAAGGCGGCGUCGGACGCAGCGAAUACAUUCGAAUUUGGCGAAUUUGAUGAUUUAGACUAGGCGUCAAAUCUAUAAACCCGAGCCAGUCGAUAUUCCUCCUUCCCAUCAGUUUUGUUAGAUCAAGGCGUUAUGCAUCAAAGCGGUAGCGGCAUCCGGAGCGAGGUUAUGAACACGAC
Colletotrichum scovillei is the source of this 1426-nucleotide messenger RNA. RefSeq lists its product as uncharacterized. The coding region runs from base 174 to 1214 and encodes 346 amino acids. NCBI's taxonomy places the organism in Eukaryota, Fungi, Ascomycota, Sordariomycetes, Glomerellales, Glomerellaceae. The transcript is spliced from 2 exons. The record is from RefSeq and is a predicted model, not a curated record.